This is a messenger RNA of Labrus bergylta (ballan wrasse), 1241 nucleotides long. Lineage: Eukaryota; Metazoa; Chordata; Actinopteri; Labriformes; Labridae. The record is from RefSeq and is a predicted model, not a curated record.
AUAUCUGAUAGUGUCAUCCAGCCCAUUGAACUGUACGGUAGUGAAGUAUGGGGUCCACUCAGACAUCAGAGCUACACACGCUGGGACAAUCAGCCAACAGAAUCUUUACACGCUGAAUUCUUCAGACUGCAGUGUCUGGCCCGAGGAUCGUCUGGGAUCAAAGGACUGGGCAGGACCUUUAAAAUAAUGGAUGAUGAUAAAAAUCGCUCUCUGGACUUGAAGGAGUUUCUGAAAGGUUUGAACGAUUAUGGGAUCCUGAUCGAGAAACAGGAAGCAGCGGAUAUCUUUCAGCGCUUCGAUCACGACGGGAACGGGACCAUCGACUUUGACGAGUUCCUCAUUACCCUGAGGCCGCAGAUGUCUAAAGCCAGGAAGGAGGUGGUCAUGCAGGCAUUUCGGAAGCUGGAUAAGACGGGAGACGGCGUGAUCACCAUCGAAGACCUGAGGGGGGUUUAUAACGCCAAGUACCACCCCAAGUAUCAGAACGGGGAGUGGACGGAGGAUCAGGUGUUCAGGAAGUUCUUGGACAGCUUCGACUCGCCGUGCGACAAAGACGGAAAGGUGACCAAAGAGGAGUUCAUCAACUAUUACUGCGGAGUCAGCGCCUCCAUCGACAACGACGUCAACUUCAUCCUCAUGAUGAGAAACGCCUGGAAGCUUUGAGUCUGAUUAGACCUGUCCUACUUGCCCAACCACUCCUACCUGUCCUACCUAUCCUACCUGUUCUACCUGUCCUACCUGUCCUACCUAUCCUACCUGUCCUACCUGUCCUACCUAUCCUACCUAUCCUACCUGUCCUACCUAUACUACCUGUCAUACCUGUCCUGUAAUAAUGAGUAUGAUUUUAUAAUCCACAUUGUUUUGCUUGAUGUCAGGCUUUUGUCUUUAUGUUGUAACUUUUUGUGCUUUUAGUUAAAAGUUUAACAUUUUUAAGAGAUUUUGAACAUUUGUGAUUUUAAUGUUAGAAAUAUUUUUAUUCUACAUGUCUCUGAAGGUAAACACAAGGGGGCAGUAUGACUUUAUAACAUGUUUUUAUUGAUAUGCAUAAAACCACAGACUGUUAAAGUAAAAAGAUUUGUACAUUGGUUAUAUUUUAGAAUAUGUUGUAACAAUAACUGAGAUUAGAGCCACAUUAAAAAAAUACUUUGUGAACAAAGUCGUAACGCUACAAGAAUAACUGUAAGAUAAAAGCUGAAUCACCUGAAUAGUUGCAAAAAAUAAAGAUGUACUAUUUUAGAAAA